Molecule: messenger RNA, 3794 nt
Organism: Neoarius graeffei (lesser salmon catfish)
Lineage: Eukaryota; Metazoa; Chordata; Actinopteri; Siluriformes; Ariidae
Gene: phf19
Product: PHD finger protein 19
Exons: 15
Coding region: 208-1896 (562 amino acids)
Biological process (GO): chromatin organization; regulation of DNA-templated transcription
Cellular component (GO): nucleus
Molecular function (GO): DNA binding; chromatin binding
Source: RefSeq, a predicted model, not a curated record
AAUGGCGACUUGCACUGAGUCUGUUUGCGCGUCCAGCUGAAGCUGAAGAAAACUUGUAGGUUAGCGGAUGGAAAUAUCGCACCAAGAUAUUUUAUUUUAUUUUUUUUUUACGCACAGAAGGAGCAUUUUAUCCCCCACAGAAGAGGAGGAGAGGAGAAGAGAGGAGAGGAGAGGAAUCCACACGGAAUCUAGGCGAGUGUGUUAAGGAUGUUGGAGGGAGCGUGCCGGGAUGGCUACCUGGCUGUAGGUGAGGAGGAGCUGGAGGCCAAGCGGCUGCUGCCCAAGCACAAUAAAAACUGGAUUGACCUGGAGAGCAAGCUGACUGUGGGCCAGUACGUACUCUGUCGCUGGUCUGAUGGCCUGUAUUACUUGGGCAAGAUCCAUAGGGUUAGCUCUUCAAAGCAGAGCUGCUUCGUCACGUUUGAAGACAACUCCAAGUUCUGGGUGCUUUGGAAGGACAUACAACAUGCUGGCGUUCCGGGAGAAGAGCCCAAAUGCUAUGUGUGCUCUGAGAUGACUGUGGUGUCUGAGAAUAAGAUCCUUAUCUGUGGAAAAUGUGGAAUUGGCUACCACCAGCAGUGCCACAUUCCGCAAGUGGAGAGCUCAGCUGACCUCUCGCCUUGGUUCUGCAGAAAGUGCAUUUUUGCCUUAGCAGUGAGAAAAGGGGGCGCACUAAAGAAGGGCCCUAUAGCCAAAGCACUGCAGGCCAUGAAGCAAGUGCUCACCUACAAUGCUGAGGAACUGGAGUGGGACUCUCUGCACCGCACCAACCACCAGCAGUGCUACUGCUAUUGUGGGGGACCUGGAGAAUGGUACCUGAAAAUGUUGCAGUGUUUCCGCUGUGAGCAAUGGUUUCAUGAAGCGUGCACACAAUGCCUGCAAGAGUCCAUGAUGUUUGGAGAUAGGUUUUACUUAUUCAUUUGUGCCGUGUGCAAUAAGGGGAUGGAGUACAUCAAGCGCCUGGCUCUGCGCUGGGUUGAUGUGGUCCAUCUGGCCCUGUACAACCUGGGAGUACAGAGUAAGAAAAAGUACUUUGAACUGGAGGAGAUCCUCAGCUUCAUCAGCAACAACUGGGAUCAUUUCCAGCUGGGCAAGCUUGCCAACACCCCUCCCUCAGAGAGAGGCCAGCUCAUUCUUGAUGCUCUUAACAACUACAAAAGCAAGUUUCUCUGCGGCAAGGAGAUCAAGAAGAGGAAAUGCAUCUUUCGACUGAGGACGCGAGUUCCCCCCAACCCCCCCUCCAAGCUCUUUCCAGAGAAGACCCCGAAAAACGAAGGACGCAGAGGCUGCAAGAAAGGAGCAACGCGCAACGGCUGUGCUCCUGUGGAGAAGCGGAGGAAGAAGAGGUCCAAGUGGCUGCUGGAGGAUGCUAUUCCCAACAAUGAGAUGAUGUCCACCUGGAGCUCCAAUCACCACAUGGCGAACAUCUUCGACUUUACGCUCGACGAGCUGCAGAGCUUGAAAAGUACUAGUUCCGGACGGACGUUCAGUCUGGAUCAGGACUCAACAGAUGCAGCGAGCACUUCAGGCUCUGCCGCUACCAGUGUGUCCUACGACUUCAGGAAGAACGUGGGCAGCCGGAAGAGGAAGCUUCCUUCAUCCAACUACAGUGCUCUGGCCAGUAAGCGGGAGGUGAUGGAGAGCGAGCUGAGUCCAGUGGGUACGCCAGUGGCCGAGUCCGGGGACGUAAUGGGCGGUGCCAUCGACAGCCACACCUUUGAAAGCCUGAGCGAAGAUGACACGUCCCUCUCACACCUCAAGUCUUCUAUAACCAGUUACUUUGGCGCAGCAGGGCGCCUCACAUGUGGCGAAAAGUAUCAGGUUCUGGCACGCAGGGUCACGCCAGAGGGCAAGGUGCAGUACCUGGUGGAAUGGGAGGGCACCACGCCUUACUAAGGGUCACUUAUUUGAGGGCAUGAGAAUGGAGAUGAGGUUCAAGAUGGGGUUCUUCACUUCCAGGCUUGGGGACUCACAUAAUACGGUCAUUCAGAUCAUAGUUAGUGAGGUCAUGGAUGAUGCGUUUGGAGUACUGUGAUCUGCCAGGGUUGGGAUUGAAGAACACUCGAGCAAACAGUUAUAGAAUGUCACAUUUGCUUAAAGUAGUUUAUCUUUUUUUUUUUUUCUUCUUCUUCUUUCUACUUUUUACAUUACACAGACAUCUAAACGAUCAAGAUCCAGAAUUCUAGUUUUCUAGUGCAAUUAUAGUUUUCUAAAGGAUCUUAGAAAUGUAUAUGGGAACACAUACAGGUUGUGCACUUACCCCAUGUUGGGUAAUGAAGUGUGUGACAAAAAAAAUAGAACACAGUGUCUUGUUGACAGGGCACUAUAAACAGCACAAAACCCACUUGUCUGAUUCAGCCCAUUAACAUUGUACUCAAUAACGUGUUUUUUUUUUUUUUUUCUUCUUUCAGUUGUUGCACUUGUAGACUGGUUUACUUUCCAUUUAAGGUCAGUGAGAUAUAACGAUGUAAUAUAAUGCCAUGACCAAAAUGUUGACCCUCAAGGGUGUUAAACCAUCAUCAGUCCAAAUAGCGGGCAACAUGAUGGCAGUUUGCCUUCUCAUGGAUGACGGCGUUAACAUUUUUAACCCCACCCACGUGCAACAAUCAUUUCUAUCAACUGGUUUGAUGCAGAAUGAACUGUGGGGGGGGGGGACAUGGUGCGUGCUCGUUCUGUACGUGAAAUUAACUUGGAGUUCCAGUCAAAAGUUUGUACACCCCUACUCAUUCAUCGGUUUUUCUGCAUUGUAGAAUGAUACUGAAGAUAUCAAAACUGUGGAAUGGCAUCUGGAACAUGUAUGGAAUUAUGUGGGAAACAAAAAAAAAAGUUUCAUAUUUUAGAUUCUUCAACGUAGCCAGCGUUUACCUUGAUGCUUUGGACACACUUGGUAUUAUCUUAACCAGCUUCAGGAGUUCGUCACCUGGAAUGCUUUUCAGUUAACGGGUGCCUCGUCAAAAGUUAGUGGACGCGUUUCUUGUCUUAAUGUCUGAGAUCAAACAGUAAAUAGUUCAAUAUAAUGAUUUUAUUAAUAUCAAUUGCAAACCAUGUGUUUGAAAAAUAGAUAUUUACAAAUAUACAAUUAAAAAUCAUUGUUACUCUAUAAAAAUAUAAUAAUCAAAAUAUCACGUCCUAUAAAUCAUUAUCCCAUAUCUUAACACAGCUAGGUACAAAGCUACUUUGAAAUCGCUUAGUCCUGCACUUGAACGUCUGAUAGUUGCGUGGGUUCCGGAGAUGGUAUGAAUUUUUUUUUUUUUUUUUUUUUUUUUGUAUCCGAUAACAGAUCCCUCAGUUUGUUAGAUCCUUGAAGAGUGACUUCUUUAUAGAGUCUCUGGCAUUGAGCCAGUCUUCGUUGGCUGAGGGUGGAUAACAUGUAGUAUGGCAGAGAGCAUCACUGUAAGAUAAGCUUGGUAGAGCGAUCUUUAGUGCUCGACGUUGAAUGGAUUCUAGUUCUUCAGCAAGAAAUUGUGGCAGAGCAAAGUGCCAAACCUGGCAGGCGUACUCAAGAACAGGACGAAUGAAUGCACAGUAGACGGUUACCAGAUCUUUUGGUGGGGCGCCAGAGCGUUUCAGGAUACGCAAAGCAUACAGCAGUUUGCUGGCUUUAGUGCAUGUCAUUGAUAUGGGAAUUCCAAGUAAGGUUGGAAGAGAUGGUUACACCAAGAAGCUUGAAGUGAUCAACUUCAAUCUCAGUUUCAGCCAAGGAAAAGUGUUUGUUUAUAUAUAUAUAUAUAUAUAUAUAUAUAUAUAUAUAUAUAUAUAUAAAAAUAAUGUAAUAUUGACUGGCGUUAUAUUCC